Messenger RNA from Salvelinus namaycush (lake trout), 11926 nucleotides. RefSeq names its product utrophin (gene utrn). The record is from RefSeq and is a predicted model, not a curated record. Gene Ontology annotation, cellular component: plasma membrane. Gene Ontology annotation, biological process: synaptic signaling. Gene Ontology annotation, molecular function: zinc ion binding; protein binding. NCBI's taxonomy places the organism in Eukaryota, Metazoa, Chordata, Actinopteri, Salmoniformes, Salmonidae. The transcript is spliced from 76 exons. Bases 10 to 10560 code for a protein of 3516 amino acids.
ACGGGAAAGAUGCCCAUCAAGGACAUGUUCUGUGACCUGCAGGAUGGCAAGAAACUGCUGGAACUACUGGAGGGACUCACAGGAAAUGUCCUGACCAAAGAGCGAGGGUCCACCAGAGUUCACGCCCUCAACAACGUCAACAAGGUUCUUCAGGUCCUGCAUCAAAACAACGUGGAUCUGGUAAACAUAGGAGGAACAGACAUUGUUGAUGGAAACCACAAGCUGACUCUGGGUCUCAUCUGGAGUAUUAUCCUCCACUGGCAGGUGAAAGACAUCAUGAAGGACAUCAUGUCCAACUUGCAGCAGACCAACAGUGAGAAGAUCCUGCUGAGCUGGGUGAGGCAGUGUACCCGCUCCUACCAGGACCACGUCAACGUGCUCAACUUCACCACCAGCUGGGCCGACGGACUGGCCUUUAACGCCAUCCUGCACCGCUUCAGGCCCAAUGUGUUGAGCUGGGACAGGGUUCUGACCCUCAGUCCAGUGGAGAGACUGGACCAUGCCUUUACUGUAGCCAAAGACCAGCUGGCCAUAGAGAGACUACUGGACCCUGAAGACGUGGCAGUUCAGUUGCCAGAUAAGAAGUCCAUCAUCAUGUAUGUGAUGUCCCUGUUUGCUGUCCUGCCUAAAGAUGUGACUAUGGAAGCCAUCAGAGAGGUGGAGACCUUGCCCCGCAGAUACAAGGUGGAGCCUGACGAGAGCAAGGCCCUCAGCAGAGCACAGGUACAAACAAUGGAGGAAGCCGUCUCCCCCCGGGCGGAUACCCCCAGCACACUGACGGAGACGGAGGAGGAGGUGGGCAUGGAGGUGGAUCUGGACUCAUACCAGGCCACCCUGGAGGAGGUGCUCACCUGGCUCCUCUCUGCUGAGGACUCACUGCAGGUGCAGGAGGAGGUGUCGGACGACGUGGAGGAGGUCAAGGAGCAGUUCCACACACACGAGGACUUUAUGAUGGAGCUGACGGCCCACCAGAGCAGCGUGGGGAACGUGCUGCAGGUGGGCAACCAGCUCAUCUCCCAGGGCAACCUGACGGAGGAAGAGGAGGAUGAGAUCAGGGAACAGAUGACUCUGCUCAACUCCCGCUGGGAGAACAUCCGCGUGGUCAGCAUGGACCGACAGGCCAGGCUCCACGAGGUUCUGAUGGACCUUCAGCAGCAGCAGCUGCAGCAGCUCUCUGAUUGGCUGACAAAGACGGAGGAGCGAAUCAGAAAGAUGGAGAUAGAGCCAAUGGCGGGAGACGUGGAGGGGUACAAGGCCCAGAUAGAGCAGCACAAAGGGUUGCAGAAUGACCUGGAGGCAGAGCAGGUGAAGGUCAACUCUCUGACACACAUGGUGGUGGUGGUAGAUGAGAACAGUGGAGAGAGCGCCACUGCUGCACUGGAGGACCAACUGCAGUCUCUGGGAGAGCGCUGGGCGGCAGUGUGUCGGUGGACAGAGGAGAGGUGGCACAAGUUACAGGACAUCCUCCUGGUGUGGCAGCAGCUGCUGGAGGACCAGAGUUUGUUCCAAGCGUGGCUGACAGAGAAAGAGGUGGCCUUAGGUGAGGUUCAGACCAACGCCUUCAAGGACCCGGGAGAGAUGAAUGCUAAUGUCCGCAGAUUAGCGCUCCUGAAGGAGGACAUGGAGAAGAAGCGGCGGACGCUUGACCAGCUGAGGGAUGCGGGACAGGAUGUGAGGUCACUGCUGAGAAGCGCCGAGGCGGGGGCGAGGAUCGAGGGAGACACAGAGGAGCUGACCCAGAGAUGGGAUAACCUGGUCCAGAGACUAGAGGACUGCUCCUACCAGGUGACGGAGGCCGUGACGAAGGCCGCUGGGAUGGCUCAGAUUGCGGAAGGCUUCGCAAUGGAGACGGUCGUGAUGGAAACGGUCGCUGUGGCGGCAGCACAGCCUGAGAAGGGGCUUGACGACCAGGAGCUGGCCCCGCCCACUCCUCCCAAGAGACGAUUGGUGGAGACGGAUGAGUCGGAACUCAGGGGAGGGUUGGAGAGUGACUUAUCUGACCUCCUGAGAUGGCUGAACACAUGGAAAGUUUCAGCUCAGACCGUGGCCUCUACUGACCCUGAAAACCCCGACCUUCAGGAAAAACUACAGGCUUUGGAGGCACAGCUGUUGUCGAAGGAGGCUCAGGUUGGUCAGGUGACCCAAGGAGGGCGGCGCCUGAUGGAACCGCUGGAGAAAGAGGGAGUGAGUGUGGACUCUAUCAGGUGUGAUAUAGAUGUGGUGGAGGCUGAAUGGGAGGUGUGUGUGAGUGAGCUGAAGGCUCUGUGUGACUGGGUCCAGGCCCAGACCUGGGUCAGAAGCCUCUGCUCUGAGUUGGCUGCUGUGGACAAGGUUCUGGGAGAACAGGACCAGUGGCUGAGUGGAACAGACAGUACCAGAUCUGAUGAGGCUGCCCUUAGAACCCUCAGGACAGAGUGCCAGUCGCGGUUGGCCCAGCUGACUGCCCUGAGCCCACGAUUGGACCAGCUCUCUGCAGAGGUGGAGUCAAUAGAUGUCCCGCCCACUCUCACAGCCAACAUGGCCACUGUCUCUGCCCACCAGGCCUCCACACUGCAGCAGCUACAGACCAGGGAGCAGGAGAUCAAUGCAGCCUUGGAUGAUGUGUCUGGGAACACUGUGGAGUCUGGGACUGACCUCGUAGAUGGUCUGGAGGCUAGACUGGGCACACUGCGGGAAGACAUCAUGGAUGUGCCUACAGUGGAGGGGGCAGUGGAGCGGGCACAGGCUCUGUGUAUAGAGAUAGAGCAGAUGCAGCAGGCCUCGGACCCUGCAGAACUACAAAAAUGGAGUCAGCUCUCCUCCAGGGCACGCGAGGAGCUGGGCACGCUGCAGUGCAUCCUGGGUAGCCUGAAGGACAAUCAGGUGCGUGUGGUGGAGUUGGAGCGCUGGCUGGAUGGCGUACAGGAACUGAUGUCACGGGAUGCCAAGGGCCAGGGAGACGCAGAGAGACUACAGGAAGAGCUCAACCAGUGCAAGGAGUAUGUGAGUGAGAUGGAGUCAGUGGAGAGUUUAGUGAAGCAGAUAGGAGAGAACGUAUUGGCGGUGCAGGGGGCUGCAGUACCAGAGUUGGCCCACUGGGGGCAGGCUAAACUGGAGGAGUGCCAGGGGAGGUGGGAGACACUGAGCAAACAGCUGCUGAGCCACCAGGAGCGUGUAAGUGAGAGCCAGGAGAGGCAGGUGAACCUAAGGAAAGACUUGGCAGAGAUGCAGGAAUGGAUGGCCCAGGUGGACGAGGAGUUCCUCAUGAGAGACUUUGAGUACAAGAGUCCUGAGGAGCUGGAGGGGGCACUGGAAGAGAUGAAGAGGGCUAAAGAGGAUGUGCUACAGAAGGAGGUGAGAGUGAAGAUAUUGAAGGACAACAUUAACAUGUUGGUGGCUAAGGCUAAGAUGACCCCUGGUGGCAGUGGCCAGGACCUGACAGAGGAGCUGGGGGGAGUCCUGGGGAACUAUCAGAAACUAUGUGACCGCUUCAAGAGCAAGUGUCACACCCUGGAGGAGGUGUGGUCGUGUUGGAUGGAGCUGCUGCAGUACUUGGACCUGGAGCAGGGCUGGCUCAACACGUUGGAGGAGAAGCUUCAGGCUACAGAGAAUCUACCUGAGAGCACUGAGGCUGUCAACAAGGCUUUGGAGUCGUUGGAGUGUGUGUUGCGCCACCCAGGUGACAACAGGACACAGAUCAGGGAGUUGGGUCAGACCCUGAUAGAUGGGGGCAUCCUGGACGAACUUAUCUCAGAGAGACUAGAGACCUUCAACUCCUGCUACGAUCAGCUCAGCCACCAGGCUGUGAACCGUCAGAUCAGUCUAGAGCAGCAACUGGCCACUCUGAAGGAGAAUGAGCAGGUUCUCCAGGCUCUGCAGGAGUCACUGACCCAGCUAGACCACACACUCACCUCCUACCUCACCGACCGCAUAGACGCCUUCCAGCUACCGCAAGAGGCGCAGACCAUCGGGGCAGAGAUUGCGGCCCAUGAGGUGACAGUGGAGGAGCUGAGGAGUAGGAACGUGGGUAAUCUGCCUCCUGCCACCCCAGAGGGCAAGGCUGCUCGCAGUGGAACCAUGUUGGACCUGCUGCAGCGGAAGCUGCGAGAGAUCUCCACUAAGUACCAGUUGUUCCAGAAGCCUGCUAACUUUGAGCAGCGCAUGCUGGACUGUAAGAGGGUUCUAGAUGGAGCCAAGGAAGAGCUGCACAUUCUAGACAUCAGGGAGGUGGAACCCCAACAGAUCCAGGCCCACCUCAUUGGCUGUAUGAAACUGUAUAAGGUUCUGAGUGAGGUGAAGUUAGAGGUGGAGACAGUGAUAAAGACAGGAAGACAGAUCGUCCAGAAACAACAGACUGACAACCCCAGAGGCAUGGAUGAACAACUGACAGCACUUAAACUGCUCUACAAUGACCUGGGAGCACAGGUGACAGAGGGGAAGCAGGACCUGGAGAAGGCUCUGUCUUUGUCUCUGAGACUACAUAAGGACAGCGCCGCCCUACAGGACUGGCUGACCACCAACCAGACCCUGCUGCAGCAGAAAAACUCCUCUGGAGACAUGCCUGCUGAUAUAGACAGUGAGAUUGCCUGGGCCAACGGCAUGCUGAAGGAGUCGGAGCAUCGUAAGGCAGACCUGGCUGUGCUGAUGGAGACCAGCGCUGGGCUGCAGGGGCUGGUGGAGGGGAGCGAGGGCCCUCUGGAAGACAAGCUGUGUGGCCUUAACGAAGGCUGGGGACAGGUCCGCACCUGGUCCGAGGACUGGCUGAGCACCGUUCUGAGCCACCAGAACGAGGUGGAGAUCUUUGAUGAGAACCUGGCCCACAUCAGCACCUGGCUGUACCAGACCCAGAUCCACCUGGAUGAGACGGAGAGACUGCCCACAGUGGAGAGGGAGAUGGUAGUUAAGACCCUGCUAGAGGAGCUGGAUGACAUCACUCUGAGAGUGGACAGUGUGAGAGACCAGGCCAUCAUCCUAAUGACCAGUAGAGGUCCUGCCUGCAGAGACGUAGUAGAACCCAAACUGGCUGAACUCAACCGCAACUUUCACAAGGUCUCCCAAUGCAUCAAAGCUGCCAAGAUGUCCACCACUCUGGAGCCUGGGACUGUGGAUAUGAUUCAGCAGAUACAACAGAUCUCUCAGAUUCCUCACCAGAUCUCUCAGCUCCAACAGGACCAGAUUGCUGAGCUCCAGCAGAGCCAGUCAGAGGAGGCCCUGAGCUCCAGCCUGAUGCAGACCUUUGAGGGGGAACUAGAGGCAACACUCAGGGCCCUUGAGGACCAGCAGGACCCCACACACACCCUGGAUGAUGACAAGAUGGAUGAGGAGAAGGCUGGCAUGGAGGAGCUGCUGAGGAGAGGAGAGGAGGUGCUGCUCCAGACUGCAGACGAGGGCCAGAGGGAGGGGCUGAGACUCCGGCUGCUCCGGCUGCAGGCGCAGUACACCACUCAGAGGGAGUUUAGGGUGCUGAGAGUGAGACAGGUGGAGGUCUCCAUGGACGACGACUCUUCUUCAAACAGCUUCACAGAGCAGAGAGACAGACAGGACCUGACUGCAGAGCAGAUGGAGCCAGAGGACAGGGUGCCCUCUCUCAGUCCCUCAGACUACCUGCUGAAUAUCAACAAGGUUCUGCUGGCCAUGGCCGACAACGAACUGCUGCUCAACUCCUCCGAGCUCAGCAGUGGUCUCUAUGAAGACUUCUCCAGCCAGGAGGACACACUGAGGAGUAUAAAGGAGAGUCUGGAGUGUGUGGGGGAGCAGGUGACGGUGAUCCAUGAGCGCCAGCCUGAUGCCAUCCUGGAGGCGUCGCAGAGAGAGGUGGCACAGAUAGGAGACGCCCUCACCCAGCUCAACGCAGAGUGGGACCGCCUCAACCGCAUGUACAACCACCGCAAAGGGAGUUUUGACCAUGCGGUGGAGGAGUGGAGACAGUUCCAUUGUGACCUGAACGACCUGAGCCAGUGGCUGACCGACAUAGAACAGGUGCUCACUGAGGGAACAGGACCUGAUGGACAACUGGACCAGGACACAGCCAGGACACACCAGGAGGAGCUGGAGGAGGGUCUAGCCAGUCACAUGCCUGUCCUGGCCGGGUUGAGCCAGACAGGGGAGAGGAUUAUUGGACAGCUGUCGGCCCCUGACGGGCCCCUGAUGGAGAACAAGCUGGAGGCCCUGGGACAGCGCUGCAGGGCCGUGCAAAGACAGGUGCUGGACAGACAGCGCAGGCUGGCUGGAGGUGACCCUGCCUUAUCAGAGCUGGUGAGGCGUAGUGGAGACCUGGCUCUGUGGCUGCAGGAGGCUGAGUGUGCUGUGAGCUCUCUUCCCGUCACCGCUACCGACAAGAACCUCAAAGAACUCAAGGCCCUGGCUGAGGAGAUGGACGCCCAGAACGAGCGUCUUGGUUGGCUGAACAAGAACGGCCCCCAGAUUCUGGCCAAUCAGAGUCCUCAGGAGAGAGAUCAGCACAGGAGCAAACUCAGGACCAUCAACCUCAACUGGAGCAAGGUGACUCAAGAGUUGUUAGAUAAAGUAGGAGAGGUGGAGGGGAACCUACAGAGUCAUGGUCAGUUCCAGGACAAGAUGAACAGAAUGACCGACUGGGUUCAGGUCACACACCAGAGCCUCAGUGGGAGAGGUGUAAGCCCUGCAGAGAGCCAGGUUCUGGCAGCAGCUAUGAGGGAGCGUAAGAGAGAGCUAGAGGAACUGUUGGCCCGCUCCAUAGAACUACAAAGACGACAACAGCUGCUUCCCCUGGAGAAGAGUAAGGUAGAGCAGCUGGCGGCAGACUGGAAGGCUCUGGACGGAAGGUUGAAGGAAUCUCAACACCCACCUAUGUUGUCUCCAUUGCAACAUCCUGUUUCUUCUCCAUGGAACCACCAUGUCGCCCAACAACAACAACUCUCAGUGUCAGUGGUCCCAUCGGCAGUACAGAUGGCCAGUCUGAUGAGUGAGGACCGGCACCACCAGACCCCCCGCAGCCCAGAGCUGGUGGCCCCCACAGAUCUGAACGAGACGGCCACAGAGCUGGCUGACUGGCUGCUGCUCAUCACACAGAUGCUCAAGUCCAACAUCGUUACUGUAGGGGACACAGACGAGAUACGCACCACCAUGGGACGCCUACAGGUGACUAAAAGUGACCUGGAGCAGCGUCACCCCCAGCUGGAGGACAUCUUCACUCUGGCCCAGAACAUAAAGAACAAGACCUCCAACCUGGACGUACGCACCUCCAUCACUGAGAAACUAGAGAAGGUGCAUAGCCAAUGGGACAACACGCAGCACGGCGUAGAGGCACGCCUCCAGCAGCUGGACAGUAUGAUUGGCCACAGCGACCAGUGGGAGGAGCAGAGGCAGGAGGUGAAGGGUCUGAUUGGUCAGAACGAGGGGCGCCUGCACAACCUACUGCAGCUCUCCAGGGAACCCCUGACCAAACAGCUCAGUGACAACAAGGUGUUCUUGCAAGACCUGGGAAGAGGUCAGGGUACCGUGGUAACCUUUAACGAGCUGUCCAAUCAGCUCCUGCGAGAGUAUUCUGCAGAUGACACAAGGAGGAUCAAAGAGGUCACGGACAAACACAACAGAGCCUGGAACAGCAUCAACAACAGGGCUAGUGACCGCCAGGCUCAGCUGGACAGUGACCUGACUGCUCUACAGACGUCCCUCAGGGAGCUGGAGGCCUUCCUCAAGUGGCUUCAGGAGGCCGAAACUACCGUCAACGUCCUGGCCGACGCCUCCCAGAGGGAGGAGCUAUCACAGGACUCUGCCCACGUCAAGGAGCUGAGGGGGCAACUGGAGGAUAUCCAGGCGGAAAUCGAUGCCCAUAAUGAUAUCUAUAAGAGUGUGGACGGGAACAGGCCCAGGAUGGUCAAGGCCCUGGGGACUUCUGAGGAGGCUGUGUUUCUACAGCACCGACUGGACGACAUGAACCAGCGCUGGAGUGACCUCAAAACCAAGUCGGCCAACAUACGGGCUCACCUGGAGGCGAGUGCGGAGCGUUGGAGUCGUCUGCUGAGCCUGCUGGAGGAGCUGUGGAGGUGGAUCUGUCUGAAGGAUGAGGACCUGGCCAAACAGAUGCCCAUAGGAGGAGAUGUCCCCACCCUGCUGCAGCAGCACAACCACUGCACGGCCUUGCGGUCAGAGCUGAAGGACCGUGAGCAUGUUGUGGUCAGUACGCUGGAUCAGGCACGCAUGUACCUGGCUGACCAGCCCAUCGAGGGGCCGGGAGAACCACGCAAGAACCUACAGCCCAAAACAGACCUGACUCCAGAGGAGAAGGCGCGGGGUGUGGCCAGGGCCAUCAGGAAGCAGACAGCGGAGGUGCAGGAGCGUUGGGAGCGUCUGCAGGGCCACGUGGGUGGAUGGCAGAGCCAGGUAGAGAGGGCCUUAGAGAGGCUACAGGAGCUCCAGAGCAACAUGGACCAGCUGGACAUGCGGCUAGCCAGGGCAGAGGAGACCAAGGCUGGCUGGCAGCCUGUAGGAGACCUGCUCAUAGACUCACUGCAGGACCACAUAGCGAAGACCACGGUCUUCAAGGAGGAGAUGUCCCCUCUGAGGCAGGACGUGUGUGAGGUGAACGAGCUGUCUGGUGAGCUGGCUCCUCUGGAUGUCCAGCUGUCCUCCAUCUCCUCCAGACAACUGGACAACCUCAACAUGCGCUGGAAACUACUACAGGUGGCCGUUGAGGAGAGACUGAAACUCCUUCAGGAAGCCCACAGAGACUUUGGCCCGUCCUCCCAGCACUUCCUCUCCACCUCUGUGCAGCUCCCGUGGCAGAGAGCCGUGUCUCAGAAUAAGGUUCCAUACUACAUCAACCACCAGACUCAGACUACCUGCUGGGACCAUCCAAAGAUGACAGAGCUCUACCAGUCGCUUGCCGACCUGAACAACGUGAGAUUUUCCGCUUACAGAACAGCCAUGAAGAUCCGUAGGCUACAGAAAGCACUUUGCUUGGAUCUGUUGGAUCUGAAUGUGGCCCAGAGCACCUUCGAGCAGCACAAGCUUACCCAGAAUGCCCAGCUGCUGACGGUGCCGGAAGUGAUUAACUGUCUGACGUCCAUCUAUGAUGGUCUGGAGCAGCAGCACAAGGACCUGGUCAAUGUUCCGCUGUGUGUCGAUAUGUGUCUCAACUGGCUGCUCAAUGUAUACGACACCGGACGCAGUGGGAAGAUCCGUGUCCUGUCCAUGAAGAUAGGAUUGCUCUCGCUCUCCAAGGGCCAUCUGGAGGAGAAAUACAAAUACCUGUUCAGUCAGGUGGCGUCGUCGGGGGAUACGUGUGACCAGAGACAGCUGGGUCUGCUGCUCCACGACGCCAUCCAGAUACCACGGCAACUAGGAGAGGUCGCCGCCUUCGGAGGGAGCAACAUUGAACCCAGCGUCCGGAGCUGUUUCCAACACGUGACAAAUAAGGUGGAGCUGGAGCCCAGGCAGUUUGUUGAUUGGAUGAGGCUGGAGCCCCAGUCUAUGGUGUGGCUUCCUGUCCUACACAGGGUGGCGGCUGCUGAGACCGCCAAGCACCAGGCCAAAUGUAACAUCUGUAAAGAGUGCCCCAUUGUAGGGUUCAGGUAUCGCAGUCUGAAGCACUUUAACUAUGACGUGUGUCAGAGCUGCUUCUUCUCUGGACGAACCGCCAAGGGCCACAAGCUCAACUACCCCAUGGUGGAGUACUGCACGCCGACUACUUCGGGUGAGGACAUGCGUGAUUUCACCAAGGUGCUGAAAAACAAGUUCCGCUCCAAGAAGUAUUUUGCCAAGCACCCACGGUUGGGCUACUUACCGGUCCAGACGUUUCUAGAAGGAGACAAUAUGGAGACUCCCGUCACUCUCAUCAGCAUGUGUCCGGAGCAGUAUGAGCUUUCCCAGUCACCCCAGCUCUCUCAUGAUGACACUCAUUCCAGGAUAGAGCAGUAUGCUAGCAGGCUGGCUCAGAUGGAACGCUCCAAUGGAUCUCUGCCCACUGACAGCAGCUCAGCUACAGGAAGCAUGGACGAUGAGCAUGCUCUGAUCCUGCAGUACUGCCAGACCCUGGGGGGGGAGGGGUCUCCCUGCAGCCAGCCCCAGAGCCCCGCCCAGAUCCUACAGGCCGUGGAGAGGGAGGAGCAUGGGGAGCUGGAGCGAAUCAUCCAGCGCCUGGAGGAUGAGCAGAGGACCCUGAAAAGGGAGUAUGAACAGCUGAAGGAGCAGCACGGGGACCAGCGGGGGCCUGGGUCUGUGGGGCAUUGGGACCCUGAGGGGUCCUCUCACCCCGGGGGUCCUGGUGAGGCUGACCUGCUGGCUGAGGCCAAACUGCUCCGGCAGCACAAGAGCCGUCUGGAGGACCGCAUGCACAAACUGGAGGAGCACAACAAGCAGCUGGAGUCCCAGCUCCACCGGCUCAGACAACUACUGCACCAGCCGGAGAUGGACUCCAGGGUGAAUGGAGUGUCGUCCCCCAGCAUGCAAGAACGAGGGGCCCUCACCGAACACACAGAUGAGCUGUUGGACCACCCACACAACCGCAGCUCUGACCUGGCAGACAUCAUGGAACAGAUAAACCAUACCUUCCCUGCAUGCAGUCCUUCAAGCCUCUCCUCGAGACCACAGGUGAUGUGAGAGCCAUCAGCAACGAGGAAGGUGUGUGUGUUUUCUGAGAGACAGAAACAAUCCCAAACACACAGCUUCUAUGCUUUCCCUCGCUAAACUUUUCAGAAGGACAGAUGGAGAGCUAGACCCCCUAGCAAGAGACCCCCCCGGUAAAACCCAAAGACACACAGGACCGCAGAACUUUACUACUAUUACCACGUCGUCGUCUUGUACUAUGCAAAAUGUACAUUUUAUUAACUGUAGAUUGUACCUGGAGUCGGUUAAACAUUUGUCAGUAAUUUGUAUGAAUAUGCCGAUGAUUAUGGGGGUUCGGGGGCUUUGUAUAACAACAUAUGUUUUUUGUGGGAUUUGUUUUGUUUUUUGUUCCGCUUUCACUGGGAAUCAAACUCCUCUCUGCUUCUACCCUACUACCGUCAUCACGGAGGACAUGGUAACUGUUUUUAUAUCCAAUUUGGGGAAGGUGGCCCAUUUUAAGAUUAUCGCCUCAAAUGAUCGUUUUAGACAAUAGGCUCUGUGUCUGUCCUCAAAGCAUCACAUUUGUUUUGAAAAUGUUUUUCCUCCCUUUAAAGCGGUAUUCAUGCGAUUCUGUCGGCCUUGUCAUGCCUGACGCAAUUGCGACGUUAACGUAACCCCUUCUGUGCCUAUACAGUUGUCAUUCCAAGUGUGGCAGACUGAUUUAACGUUGUAGUAAUUAAGUUGGAUUGUUGUAUAAAGGAGAGGGGCAGAAACUAUAAAUUAAUGGAACCUUAAGCUGUUCUGAAAUAAUCAAGUUUGUAAGAGGCCCACGGUCCAUCAUUGUGUAGAAUAGUUUUAUAAAUAUAUGUUUAAAAAAAAAAUCAGAAGAAAGCCAUGAUUGCCUUGCUACCUCAGACAAACACCUUUUCAUUUGCGUGGUCUGUAACUUGUUUAAUUUCCAUUUUACUGUACUCACAACAAGAAAACAAACCUGAAAAACAUUCUAAACGUGUUGCUUAUAGAGGUGUACUGCGGUGGGGAGAUACCCAGCAGAGUAAAAUAACAGACAAAACACAAAGACAUCCUAUUAGUUAACUACCCAUGGGUCUGUGGCCUUUCUACGUUGCCCUGAAUCGGUAUACUGUGUCUGGCUCUGUUGAUUUCCCCCUGUCAGACCUCUAGCACUGCUCUCUCUGAGUUAUGCGUUGUGUUUUGUGCUAUGCUAUUCUGUAAAACUUGUUAGUUUUAACAACGCUAUUAUAACCUCCUCCAACUAUGUCCUUGGACUUAUGAUGAUGAUAAUAUAGUGUACCAUGGCAGAACAGCGUCUUUCCUGAGGUAUGUAGUAUAGAUUGACCACACUACAUGUAAUAUGGCUACAUACUGUAUGUUUUAUUCUAAAUAAAUUUUUAUAACAACU